UCGGAAAUUUUUUAUAAUCAGUUUUAUUCCAAUAUCUGGCUUUUAAAUUUAGACGCUGUUUUCAAGUUUCCGACGGAAGCGGACUUUUUCGGGUUCUUUACUUUGAAUCCCUUGGAAGAAUUGUACCGCUUGCCUUGCAGGCGCUGGUUGCGCGAAUCGCUUGUUACUUGUUACGUUAGACUUAUUACUUGUAGCUUGUUUAACGACGAUACUCGAUAGUGUUGCUAAUAGUUUUAUGCUGCACCGAACAGCGAAUUGUGGAAGAUAUCUGGAGACGCAUUCAUCAAAUGCUCUUGUUAAAUUGGUAGAAGGAAACAUAUCUUUUCGGUUGCCGGUGAUUUCUGAUUAGUUUUGUCUUGGCCGCAAACGCAAGGAACGGUAGCUUCAUCGUAUACGAGUGUUUACACCGACGCAGUCCAUGGCAGACUGUCGGUGAAGAAUUUUGAUAUUAUUAUCUAUAUAAUAUAUUCUUAUUAUUCCGGGACUUCUGCGGUUGGUUUUGCCCACGAAAUUAUUAUUUGCUUUGUUUGACAGUUUGAUCUACGUUGUGCCGGACUGAUUUUAUAUAUCUGCGUAAAUCGUUAUAAUUAUUUGGACAGUAAUGGCCACUGGCGCAGAUUCCUCCGGAAAUAUUAAACCUCUGCAACAGUAUUCGAAAGAUCCUUCUGGGGCUACCAUAAUUCCGGCAUCAAAAAGGGCAGAUGGAACGUGGCGGAAACCCAUUCGUGUGAAGGAGGGAUUUGUUCCACAAGACGAAAUUCCUGCGUACAAAACGAAACAGGAAAUAAUUCGCACAAACAUCCCCUCAGGGCCAUUUGGACUGGACCCCGCAGACGCUCCUGCCCAAGCGGACAAAGUGCUUUCUAAAUCGGCGAAAAAGAGAGCGAAACAAAAAGAGAAAAAAGCACAGGAACAUUCCGAAGACGUGGCUGAACAUAUGCAGAGCCUUAGCAUAAGCAAGAAUACCAAAGCAUCGUGAUAAACAUUUUUGCGAGACUUGAUUCUGCGGAUGGUUGGGUCAUUGGGUGGCAUCCUGACAGCGCAUGUGCAUGCUGUUCUGUUGACUGGAAAUUGUGUGCGACAGCAAACACUACCAGUUUAUCUUUUUAACGUCACAGUUACACCACUGGCCUGAUUUUUAUGGUUUCCGAGCUGGGUUUGUGUAUUGGUUACCGUAUUGUUGUCUUCGUUAUUGUUGUAGAUUAAUUUUUAUUUUUUGACUUUUUUAAUCGCUUUUCCUGCUUUGUUGAAAGAUCGUCGCCUUAAUGCCGAUUUCCGUAAAAAUUUACGUUCAGAUUUUAACAUUUGUCUCGUUAUCAUUUGUUAGUAACAUGAGUGCAAUACUAUGUUAUUGUGCAGCAGUGGCGUUUUAAGCAAUUUUAUUGCUGAUUUUACUGGCAUUGCACCAUUUGUGGACCCUCCGGUUGUCGAGCGACAACGUA
Paramacrobiotus metropolitanus is the source of this 1442-nucleotide messenger RNA. Its product is annotated as partner of Y14 and mago-like. The coding region runs from base 602 to 979 and encodes 125 amino acids. Gene Ontology annotation, molecular function: RNA binding. NCBI's taxonomy places the organism in Eukaryota, Metazoa, Tardigrada, Eutardigrada, Parachela, Macrobiotidae. The transcript has 3 exons. The record is from RefSeq and is a predicted model, not a curated record. Gene Ontology annotation, cellular component: exon-exon junction complex; cytoplasm. Gene Ontology annotation, biological process: exon-exon junction complex disassembly.